AUGACAAAGACAGGCCAUCAAACUCGCAGCCGUUUUGCAGGCGUGCCGUUGUGGUGGCGCCUUGGCUUUGCUUUCUAUGCACUGCUGCUUGUGGUGGCACUCACCUUGUGUAUCACGGCGUUGGCCGAGUCGACCUGGCUGGAGUCACCCGUGGCCCCAAUCAUACAUCUGCCUACGGGUGAGGGCUGGACCAGGCUGGGACUCGUUCGCUACUGCGCCCACAACCUGUCCAUUAGCAUCGGCGACGGCGAUUGUCAAACAUAUGACAAUGACCAUGUCAUGGGCUCCAACUGGAUCGCAGCCGCUGUCCUUUUGGCCCUGACCACCAUGACUCUUUUUGCCGCGUUUGCCCUCGCUCUGCUGUAUGUGAGCCAGCACGGGGGCCUUCGAUGGUGGAUCUCACCAUUAGUGGCCGUGCUGGCCCUGCUGCUUCUCUUGGCCGCUAUCCUCUCUUUCGCCUCGGGCCUUGACCGCUUGUCAUCUGACUUGGGUCGCUUUGACGAGCCCUACUGCCCCAAUGCCGCACAAUUUGACAAAGGAGACUGCGACUGGGGGCCCGGCUUUGGAAUGGUCAUGGCCGCCCUUGUUGUUUUGGUGCUUGCCGUGGCCAUGGGUCUGCUCGCAGCUUGGCGGGCGCACCAUGCAUCGACCCGCUUGCAUCGAAGCCAAAUAGUGCGCCACUACGAUGAUCUGGAACACGUUCGGGCCUCAAAGACCCGCAGCGCUCGUCAGGACAAACUGACAGCAAGCAGCCUCGGUGGUAGCUCUCGAAGCAGUAGUCACAGCAGCAGCAGCGUUAGCGUUGUGAUCGAAACGAUUGGAAACCGUCGCCAACCCGUAUGUGACAUGUACCUCUCUGACAUCGAUGUGGAUCCGCUUUCGUGGCCGCCAUACUUUGCAUGUCCACCACUGCAGCUGUCUCAUAUCGUGCUUCUGAUUCGCAGGAUCCGAGCGACAGAUCCCCCUCCCACUGUCGCCCAGACAACACACAUGUGGUGGGACCAGUACCCCAGCCCAGGAAGCGUGGACAUGGUUCCAGUCGGUUCCGAACGAGUGCCGGUGGACAUUGGCAGCAUGGCUGCUACGAUGGACAAUGACCUUUACUCGAAGCUUCCCACGAUGACUGCCCCCACAGCCGACGACAAGAAGUCCCGACAGCCAGUGCCUCACCGGCAAGCAUCAUGGCAGGAUCAAACGCAGCAGCAAUCAACCGGCCUUCCCUCAACAUUCGCCACCGCUCGCGCUCCCCCUACGGACAUUGAGCCUGGUUCACACAGUGCGCCUCAAGCGCGUCGGGAGUCACUGCCUGCAUCCCUACAGCCCAGUGCUCAAACUGCCAAAGUCACUCGGGCCCGCAGUGAAGGGGCAUACGCCACCAUUGUUACUCCGGCCACUCUGCCACUUUCAAUGCGGCGUGAGAGCUCGCGUGGGAGCCAACUCUCCAGCUCACUCGAGGCUACGCCCAUGGCUGUAGCCUUGCCGGUUUCCCGCGACGUCAUGCAAGACAAGCGCUCACUUGCCCCAGUGCCAGAGCACAUUGACUAUGAGCCGCUGCGUUCUGGUCGUGUUUUGCCCCCGAGAUCGCGCGCACGCAUAUCCCUCACGCGAGUUGUUGUGACCAACAACCCAACUGUCUCCGAAAGACAUGCUAGCCCUGUCUUGGAAGCAGCAGGACAAGAGCGGAAUUUGUCCAGGGGUCACUAUGACGCGUCUCGUGGUCAAGGUCGACGUAGGGGCCUUUUACAUGAGCGGCGGUUUGAAGCUGACGCACAGAACCACCCCGGCCCUGGGCACAGCCCAACCCACAUGGCGUCGCGCCUUGGAUGA
Monosiga brevicollis MX1 is the source of this 1827-nucleotide messenger RNA. RefSeq lists its product as uncharacterized. Lineage: Eukaryota; Choanoflagellata; Craspedida; Salpingoecidae. The record is from RefSeq and is a predicted model, not a curated record. The coding region runs from base 1 to 1827 and encodes 608 amino acids. The transcript has 2 exons.